Danaus plexippus (monarch butterfly) is the source of this 1158-nucleotide messenger RNA. RefSeq lists its product as uncharacterized. NCBI's taxonomy places the organism in Eukaryota, Metazoa, Arthropoda, Insecta, Lepidoptera, Nymphalidae. Gene Ontology annotation, cellular component: membrane; intracellular membrane-bounded organelle. The record is from RefSeq and is a predicted model, not a curated record. The transcript has 3 exons. Gene Ontology annotation, molecular function: heme binding. Bases 291 to 764 code for a protein of 157 amino acids.
CGCGACAGGCUCAUUCACAAGUCGCUACUGAUAAAUGUACAGUCUAUAUUAGUUUGUGGCAAUGAUCAGCGCUCUCAUGAAUUUACCUGAAAUCAUUAAUCUGAAAUACGAACAGUGGUGGUACAGUGACAAUUGGUGUGACAGUCAUUCUCCUCGGUUCGAGCAUCAGCAGAGAUAACAAAAACUUCCUCGAUUUAGCCAGAAAAGAGUUGUUAACCUUCAACGGUUGAGAGAGCCAAGUGAUCGACAUAAGCCUGUAGUUUUGUAACACUUGGACAGAACAGAACAGAAUGGCUACUGUACAGUCAUCGCCGGAUAUGAGUUUAGCAUCCCCGCUACCAGUGAAACAGGAAGCGAGCGAAAUAGACAUCAUGGCGCUGACGAUGGCCGCCCUCAGGCUGGUUAGCCCCUGGUCGGUGGAGAAGAAACCUAAGUGGUCAACGAAAAUCGUACCGGGAGCUCCAGAAGCCAGGGACCGCAUUCUAACUCUGGCAGAGAUCUCCCAUCACGAUACCAGAGACGACUGCUGGGUGGUUAUAUACGACCGUGUUUACGACAUAUCAACUUUCUUGUAUGAGCAUCCUGGUGGAGAUGAGAUAAUGUUGGAGUACGCGGGGCGCGAUGCCAGCACUGCCUUCAGGAGCUCGGGUCAUUCAAAAAUGGCGCUCAAAGCCUUGGAUCGCUUCCUAGUUGGAGAGCUUCCUAUGCACGAAAGAAUGUACCGCAGGCCAGGCGGCAUACGACUCAGCGACAUGCCAGAAUAACAUUAAAUUUAAUUACUAUUAUUAUUAUCAUAACGAGUAGUAUAAAAGAAUUUAGUUGCUAGGCUGAAAGUGUAACCUUACAGACAGUUCGCGCUUUUAUUAUGUAUAUUAUCUGUAUGUCUAUACGUUCGGCGUUAUCUUUAACCUGCGACCAGCAAUUCGGAAAUGAUAAUUCACUUUUAAAAACAUUUAUAUUCCUAUUGUUUCGAGGUACUUACAAUAAUACAAGUUGGAGACAGUUGAUUUUACAGUAUUAUGUACCGAGUGUGUAUUUUUAUGACAUAUGUAUUCCCUAGUUGUUGUUAUGAACGACAAUGUAUUUUUGUAUUUAAAAGUUCCUAUAUAAAUUAUUAAUUAUAAGUUUCUUUAAUAAAUAUAUUAAGGCAAAUAAAAA